Messenger RNA from Phascolarctos cinereus (koala), 1603 nucleotides. It is a transcript of the gene SERPIND1, whose product is annotated as serpin family D member 1. Gene Ontology annotation, molecular function: serine-type endopeptidase inhibitor activity. The record is from RefSeq and is a predicted model, not a curated record. Gene Ontology annotation, biological process: negative regulation of endopeptidase activity; blood coagulation. Lineage: Eukaryota; Metazoa; Chordata; Mammalia; Diprotodontia; Phascolarctidae.
UGGACCCUAUCUGCCUUGGCAAACACGCACCAGCCCGGCCCCAGAGUUCACAUUUGGACUGGUCGCCAGAGGCUGCAGAUCUCGUCAGCUCAGGAGCACCGAGGGUCUCAGAAUGAUACUCGGGCUCCACCUCCUCCUCCUCUCUCUAGUCACAUCACUUGCAUCUGGGAAUAACAGGGAGCCAGCAGGUCUCCUGGAGAAUGGGGCAAAAUCCCCCUCGGCCGCAGGGAGGUGGGGGCAGCUGGACCCCACAAACCUGAGCAUGCCGCUCCUCCCCGCCGACUUCCACAAGGAAAACACAGUAACAAACGACCUGCUGGUGGAGGAGGAGGAGGAGGACGACUACCUGGAUCUGGAGAAGAUCUUCGGCGAUGAGGACGACUACAUCGACAUCAUUGAUGCUGUCUCCCCCACGGACCCAGAGGCCCCACCCGGAAACAUCCUGGAGCUGUUCCAAGGGAAGAGUCGAAUCCAGCGCCUCAACCUCCUCAACGCCAAGUUCGCCUUCAGCCUGUACAGGACCAUGAAGGAGGCCGCCGACCCCGCUGGCAACAUCCUCCUGGCGCCCGUGGGCAUCUCCACGGCCAUGGGCAUGAUCUCCCUGGGGCUGAGGGGGGGCACACACGAGCAGGUCCAUGCCGCCUUGUACUUCAAGGACUUUGUGAAUGCCAGCAGCAAAUAUGAGACUCAGACCGUGCACAACCUCUUCCGCAAGCUGACCCAUCGCCUCUUCAGGAGGAACUUUGGCUACACUCUGCGGUCAGUGAACGACCUUUACGUUCAGAGGCAAAUCCCCGUCCGGGAGGACUUCAAAAACAAGAUGAGGGAGUACUACUUUGCCGAGGCCCAGCCUGCUGAUUUCUCAGAGCCUGCCUUCAUCGCCAAAGCCAACGACCACAUUCUGAAGGUCACCAAGGGCCUAAUAAAGGACGCCCUGGUGAAUACAGAUCCCGUGACACAGAUGAUGAUUCUGAACUGUAUUUACUUUAAAGGUACCUGGGUGAACAAAUUCUCAGUGGAAAUGACACAUAACGCCAAUUUCCGCCUGAAUGAGAGAGAGGUGGUCAAGGUCCCCAUGAUGCAAACCAAAGGUAACUUCCCUGUGGCCAAUGACCAGGAGCUGGACUGCGAUGUGCUGCAGCUGCAGUACGUGGGGGAUAUCAGCAUGCUGAUCGUGGUGCCGCACAAGUUGGUGGGCAUGAGGGCGCUCGAGGCCCAGCUCAGCCCGCGGGCAGUGGAGAGAUGGCAGAAGAGCAUGACCAACAGAACCCGUGAGGUUCGCCUGCCAAGGUUCAAGCUGGAGAAGAACUACAACCUCGUGGACGCCCUGAAGUCGAUGGGCAUCACAGAGCUGUUUGAUCACAACGGGGAUUUCUCUGGCAUAUCCGACCAGAAACUCGUCAUUGACUUGUUCAAGCACCAAGGCACCAUCACGGUGAACGAGGAGGGCACCCAGGCUGCUGCCGUGACCACUGUGGGCUUCAUGCCCCUCUCCACGCAGGUUCGAUUCAUCGUCGAUCGCCCCUUUCUGUUCCUCAUCUAUGAGCACCGCACCAGCUGUCUGCUGUUCCUGGGUCGGGUUUCCAACCCCAGCAAGUCUUAG